Cladophialophora bantiana CBS 173.52 is the source of this 555-nucleotide messenger RNA. RefSeq lists its product as uncharacterized. The record is from RefSeq and is a predicted model, not a curated record. Lineage: Eukaryota; Fungi; Ascomycota; Eurotiomycetes; Chaetothyriales; Herpotrichiellaceae. The transcript is spliced from 2 exons. The coding region runs from base 1 to 555 and encodes 184 amino acids.
AUGCCGACGGUACUGUGCACACCCUUGUCGACGAAACCAGACAGCCGUUCGACAUCAGAUUGGAAGGAAGCCUUGGCGGCGACAACGGCGUUGGAUUCUCGAUGGCCUGUGUGUUUCCCGCGGAGUGCGUGUCAUCAACGCGAGGCCGAGCCCCGCUAUGAUGACCCUUUUGUCGUCAAGACUUUUGAUCCGCGUCAUUCAAUCUGUCUGCGGCAAGAGUACAGCCUCGGCGAAUUCGACCGAGAGGAGAUCCUCGAGGAUGUCGCAGAGUCCAUCUGGAGGGGUUUCCAGGCCGCAUUCGAACACGACAUGACCGAUUCAUACAGCCCUUCUCAAAAGCUGUCCGAGGGAACCCAGGAGAUCCGCAGCGGGCUGACACAGCUGUUCCUGUUUGGCGACAUCUACGGCCACGGCUCAGCUGACGAGCUCGUCGAUAACCAGUUCGGAAGAGAAGCAGCUGCCAGGUUCGAAACUCUCAUGACAUCAGCUGGGUACGCCGAUGGUCAAGUGGUAGUGGCCGCCAACUCUCUGCCCGAACCGCAGUCGAGAGACUGA